AACGCCUAAAAAUAAGCGAUUCGUUCAAAUAAACCGUAAAAGUUGGUUACAAUAAACAGAUCCUACCUUCUUCCACAAGUCAUAUACCUAUCGCUUGCUUCAGAGAUUGCUUGAAGGUUCCUCUGUUCUCUCUCUCUCUCUCGAUCUCUUUAAUGGAGGAUCACAAAGAUCAACGCAUGACAGAGCCUCUCGAAGAGGAUCCAGAGCUCUGUUCCGACUCCUCCUACUCCUCCUACACCGAUAGCAGCGACGAUGAAGAGAUGACAGAUCAGUUCGUAGAUGAAGAGUCCAAGACAAAGAAACUCAACGAACUCAAAAGAAGAGCCUUUUACUCUGUUCUCCUUGCCUUCAAAGCUGAAACCUUCUCAUCAGGAAACAAGAGGACUCAGAUCAUUGAGAAGCUUAUGAACGAGUGGAGUAUUGCUCAAGAAACCCGCGCCUCUUUUGAGGAUAGCAUUCAGAAGAAUCUUGUUGCCCAUCGACAAAGGGUUGUUUCAGAAGCGAAGAAGCCACUGAUCAUAAGACUACCUGCCAAGAAACCAACUCAUGUUGCUACUACGCCUUGCUCAAGCUGGGGCAGAGUUAAUCCGGAGGCUCUAGUUGGAAGAAGGGUCUGUGUAAGAAUGGAUGGUGAAGAUGAGUUCGAAGUCUUGGUGAUCAAAGAGUUUAACGCAAAAGAUGGAACGCAUCGCCUUGCGACUGUAGACCCGAACGUGAAGUGGUUGAAUGAAGCGUCGAGCUGGAUGGAUGUUAGGAAGAUUCCGGCUGAAGAUAUUAAAUGGAGACAUGGAGAAGAUCCUAAGUUUGAAACUCCUCCAGGCUCUGGUGCAGGACAAUGAUGAGUAUCAUCACCAAAAGACCCUCUUAUGCACUUUAUUGAUUGAGAUCUUUAGUACUUGUACAAUCACUAAGAACCUUUUUUUUUGCUGGAGUUAUGGAAGAAACGGUCAGUGUUAAGUGUUAAAACAUGAUGAUUCCAGUAACUUCUUUUGUAAGUGGUUGCCUUAUUACCAAAAUGCUUGAUUCUACAGAAGAUAGGACUGGUAUGUCAGGAUUGAAAUAUGU
Raphanus sativus (radish) is the source of this 1065-nucleotide messenger RNA. RefSeq names its product protein EMSY-LIKE 1. Gene Ontology annotation, cellular component: nucleus. The coding region runs from base 153 to 839 and encodes 228 amino acids. Gene Ontology annotation, biological process: defense response to fungus. NCBI's taxonomy places the organism in Eukaryota, Viridiplantae, Streptophyta, Magnoliopsida, Brassicales, Brassicaceae. The record is from RefSeq and is a predicted model, not a curated record. The transcript has 7 exons.